Molecule: messenger RNA, 610 nt
Organism: Aspergillus eucalypticola CBS 122712
Lineage: Eukaryota; Fungi; Ascomycota; Eurotiomycetes; Eurotiales; Aspergillaceae
Exons: 3
Coding region: 143-610 (155 amino acids)
Biological process (GO): nuclear-transcribed mRNA catabolic process, RNase MRP-dependent; tRNA processing; intronic box C/D snoRNA processing
Cellular component (GO): ribonuclease MRP complex; nucleolar ribonuclease P complex
Molecular function (GO): ribonuclease MRP activity
Source: RefSeq, a predicted model, not a curated record
CGCAUCGCAUCGCAUCGCAUCGCAUAUCCCCCAGUUUAUUUUCAACGCAAAUUCCUCCAUACCUACGUACUUCAGUACUCACCCUCUACCUACAUAUCCACCCUCUCUUUCUCUCUAAAACACCACCACCUAGAAAUACACAAUGUCAACAAUAACAACCACACCCUCAGAACGCAAAUCCUCCACCAACCCCCCCAAAACCAUCCACUUCACCUCGCGCACACCAACAUGGACAUAUCUCAAACUCCAAUUAAUAAACAACCCCCCCACCUCCACAACAUCCACACCCCUCGACCCCCUCACAGCCCGAACCUACCUCUCCGCCGCACUCUCCCAAUUCCUCGGAUUAACAGGUACAUCUAUCCCUAUUGAUAUACUCAAGAUAUCGCCACCCUCGCCAUCCACAGUAUGGACGCGCGUGCCGCGCGAUGAUGCGGCGGCUGUUGUGGCGGCGCUGAGUUCGUGGAUUGGAGGGAGUGCGAGUACGACUACGAAUACAUCAGGUGGUGAUGUGGGAGGAGGGGGGAGCGUGGCGUGGAGGGUCUGUGCGAAGGGGAAUUAUCUCGGGGCGUUGGUAAAUGGGGGUGGGGCGGAGGUGUUCAUUCCUUGA